Patiria miniata (bat star) is the source of this 3005-nucleotide messenger RNA. RefSeq names its product ADP-ribosyl cyclase/cyclic ADP-ribose hydrolase-like. Gene Ontology annotation, cellular component: plasma membrane. Bases 1496 to 2449 code for a protein of 317 amino acids. Gene Ontology annotation, molecular function: phosphorus-oxygen lyase activity; NAD+ nucleosidase activity. Gene Ontology annotation, biological process: positive regulation of B cell proliferation. The transcript has 7 exons. NCBI's taxonomy places the organism in Eukaryota, Metazoa, Echinodermata, Asteroidea, Valvatida, Asterinidae. The record is from RefSeq and is a predicted model, not a curated record.
UAGUUAAGAAAAUAACAGCAUUUUUCAAAGAGCAAAAUGUGCAGUAUGGGGCGCGCUCCAGUAAGACGAAUCAAAUUGUCCAAUGUCGUUAUAAGGAGAGUUUUGAGUUACUCAGAACGGCUGUUCAAACAUUUACACAAUCAUGUACAUGACUUUAUACUUGAUCCUUGCACUUGAUCCUCGCAUGAAGUAUGUGCAUGAACCACUACUUGGAUUAACGAUAAGUGAUACUUAUGUCAAAAGAGAUUCUGUGCUUUUGAUGUUCUUAGUUAAUAGCUGAGUUGUAUAGAAAACAAAUCCCCGCCAACUAUAACACGUAAAAUUAAAUAUUAAUUUUAUUCAGCAGUAUGAUUAUAUAAGGACUUGCUGGUAUGUCGCAGCAGUGUUAUGAUGCACAUGUUACAAGAUAGGCCCUAUAUUAUUCAUAAUGUACGAAUAAUUCAGAGAAUAAAAAUACUGUGCAUGAACAGUCUUUCUGGUGCAAUCGCUCAUUACGUGUGAAACCUGUAUGAAAACCUACCCUACCAACGAUUUUAGAAAAACUUAGGCAUGCGCACAUUCAUUCAGCAGCCGACGUCUACGACUAGACUCUAUUAUGUCUCGUUCAUUGCCAAAGGUUUGCAUUCUAGUUUUCUGCAAUAUAAAUUCAACUUUUAACAGUCGCUUGGGUCAUGAAUGAUUUUAUGGAAGUUAUGGAUGGGCAAGCAAGCUAAAUCUAGUCUCUCCUGUACUGUUAGAGGUCAAUGCCGUUUCAUGGGUACACAUUAUACCGGUCGCAUUGAAAGCAGGGAAGUUCUGAUAACCAACAAUGACGUGUUUACAAAUCAUACCUGCUUAUGAUAAACGAAGCAGUAUUCCUUUUAGGGAACGGUGACUUUACAUGUAUGUGCGUCGUUGCAUAGGGUUAUGCUAAGGCAUCAGCAUUUUGAGCCAGGAAAGCCGCGCUAAGGUAGGCAAAGAUUUAGAGUGCUGGAUUUCGUUUUAAAACGAACCCAAAUAUGAUGCUAAGCAAAUUUAAGACCUCUUGAAAAAUGUAAGCGUGUACUGGCGUCGUCACUUAUAAUUUAUUUAUCGACAACUGGAAGUGUUAGUGAAGUUUAUUUCAGAUCAAAACGUAAACGACCUAGGCGUUAUCUGUUGAAGUGUGUUUUGAUAGAUUGUUGAACACGACCUUUAAAAUGUAAACAAUUGGGUGAAUGGGCCCUUUCAAGUCCAGAAGGUGAUUUCCCACAAAUCUUAUUCCAGUAUAAUAACCAAAUGCAAACCAUUUUCGUAAUAUAUUCCAAACUGAUAUUUUCAUCUCAAUCCAUAAUGUGAUGCAGCGAUACAGACUUCGUAUCCUUCGUAUGCGUUUCUGCGAUAGUGAAAUUUAGUAGGUUGAAUACGCAGCCACCAAACUUGAAGUCAAAUAUUUCUCGUUCAGUUGUUGGCACAAAAUUUGUGAAUCUGAAAGCAUCCCAUCCGGAGUUUGUGUCAAGGUAUAUUUUCCUGCAAGAUGACGAAGGCAGGCGUAGUUUUUGUCGUGCUCAUUGUUGCAAUCACCGUGAAGUUCAGAGUGAGCGCCGAAUUUACCGGCCCGCCGGGGACGGACCGCGACCUGGAGGCCAUAUUCAAAGGGAGAUGCGCCGAGUAUCGGACCGGGAGAGUUAACCCACACGUCCAGGCUGCUGAGCUGAAAACGAAAAACUGCACUUUGCUGUGGGAGCUGUUCUACAAUGCUUUCGUGUAUCGUGAUGCGUGUAAUGUCACCAUGGAAGAUUACAAAGAGUUCGUCGAGGAAGCGGCGGUGGAGAUUCCCGCCAACAGGGCUGUGUACUGGGAUGGAUGGGACGUGUAUCCCGUGGCGAGAUCCUACGCUAACGAAGCCAGGCGAGCCAGCACGUUGGAGUUCAUGAUGAUGGGCUACAUGAUCAACGGGUUGGUCUUUUGCGGACAGACCGAAGACCCUGGCAUCAACUACGAGGUUUGCCCCGGUACCGACGAGUGUGACUUCGCGAAGGGCUCGGUGGAUGCUUUCUGGGCCGCUGCCUCGAUAUACUUCGGAAGUAACGGGAAUGGGAACGUAAAGUUCAUGGUCAACAGUAACCGACCGGGCGGAGCGUUUCAACUUGAAAACAGUUAUUUUGCAGAGUUCGAGCUUAAAAAUAUGAAUUCAUCGAAAGUCAGCAGGGUGGAUAUUUACAUUGUCACCUUGAUCGGCGAGGAACCAGGUGACAAUUGUGAUUCUCAAUCAAUCAAGACUCUGAAAUCUAAGCUCACCGAGAGAGGCAUCAACUAUCGGUGUGUGGAUCAGCCCGACGAGGUGCUCCAUAUUCUUUGUGCAGACAACCCGACGACCGAUGCAUGCGCGUUCUCAUCAUCUGCAGUUCGACUCCACCCCAGCAACAAGAUUCAACUGGCAGCGUUACCUUUCAUUUAUGCCGCCAUGUUCAAAUCAUUCCAAGUUUGACUCAAUAUGACAAUAACCGUCAUUGUCAACGGUGUUCAAUUUUAUAAAAAGUGGCGGGAAUUUAAAGAGGGUGUUGUAAGCUUAAUCAAAGUGACGACAAAUCAUAACGUCUUGUAAAUGUAACCAAUACAAAAACUGAUUCCUUUGAAGGAGAUAGUUAUGCCAUGGGGAUACUUUUGGAUGUAUACAAAGUUUUGGACUUCGUAUGGUUUAUGGUAUUGUACAAAUUAGAUUGUGAUGAUAUCUUGAAGCUUUUUAUAUUAAUUUAAAAUUAAUUAGUAAACAUAUCCAGUUUAUGGUAAAUUGUGAAUCGCGAAUAACCAAUGUCAACAAGUGUGUUUAAAGGUUUAGGCCCAAGACAAAACAUUAUCAGUGAAAGUGGCUGAUUAAUUAACAACGAUGGUACUGGGAUGCAGUUUUGUGAAAAAAGAAUUUUGAAAAUCUGUUUGUAAAACAAAAGGUUACUGAGGUGCAACUUUCAUCGAAUUGGUGUCAAAAUGUGCCUUGCUUUUCUUACCUGCUAUACUCAUUUUCAAUCAAUUGCUCACUUCGUGUC